CCCAGGAAGUCUCGCGAGAACGAGCGGCGGCUGCCCUUGGACACCGGGAGCGGGUAGGCUGUACGGUGCGGGGCCAGGGGUGUGCAAUCAUGGCGCGGACGCUUCUUCAGCGAUACCUGGACAUACCCGAUGGCACCGAGUGCCACCGCAAGACCUACGCCAGCACCACAGUCAGUGGUGCCGCUGGCCUGAUCUUCUCUGCCUACAGUGUCACGCUCCAGCCCCCGGACUCCUUCCUAGAGGGAGUGGCGAGGACAGGGCGAUACACACUUACUGCAGCUGCCAUCGGCGCCAUAUUUGGCCUCACGUCCUGCCUCAGCGCUCAGGUCCGAGAGAAGCCCGAUGACCCCCUGAACUACUUCAUCGGAGGCUGUGCCGGAGGCCUGACCCUGGGAGCACGCACUCACAGCUACGGGAUCGGAGCCGCCGCCUGCGCGUACAUGGGCAUGACAGCCGCGCUGCUCAAGAUGGGCCAGCAGGAGGGCUGGAAGGUGUUUGUGGCGCCCAAGGUGUAGCCUGCC
Molecule: messenger RNA, 521 nt
Organism: Neomonachus schauinslandi (Hawaiian monk seal)
Lineage: Eukaryota; Metazoa; Chordata; Mammalia; Carnivora; Phocidae
Gene: NDUFA11
Product: NADH:ubiquinone oxidoreductase subunit A11
Exons: 4
Coding region: 90-515 (141 amino acids)
Biological process (GO): mitochondrial respiratory chain complex I assembly
Source: RefSeq, a predicted model, not a curated record